AUGAUGAAUUCACAGAAUCCUGGCACUCGAACUCUCCUAGUGAAUAGCAGAGAAGAAAAUAUUUUUAUUGGGGAAACAGAACCGCACCACUUACUUGACCCCCGAAGAUGUGGAUCCCAAAGCAGCCUGAGCAUAACAAAUGCAUUAAGCCUUGUACUCCUCACAGCAACAGUUUAUCUUAUAUUGCGAGGCUUCUGGUGCAUGCAAGAGCUAAACUUGUACAGGCCGCUAGAUGGAGGCAACUACGCACGCCUCCUAUCGAAUUCACGUGCUCGUUGGAUUGUGGGUUGUGUAGAAGAAAGCAACACAAGGGGUGUCGGUGCCCGACGCUCUUCAACAGAUUCAACAUUCGACGUGCCCAUUCUAGAGGCUCCUGCGGCACGAUUCGCCACUGCUGCCAGUCAGAAAGUGAACAAGGACCACUUAUAUCUCAAGGAAGCUUUCUCAGGCGGUGUAGCAAAUACCUUAUUGAAUGCCCCCAUCGAAGAAGCAGAACUAAGACGUCAGCGGAAAGCUCUAAAUCUCUCUCGCAAGGAUCUUAGGAACCUACAGCUUAGUGAAAUCCAGCUUAUACUUACAGCGAAGGAGGGGAUACAAAAAAUGAUAGGCGAUAAACUUCAAAUUUUGACAACUAUGGAGAACCUAGUGGAAGAACGGAAGCAGUUGGAAUCGUUCGAAGCUAAACUCGCUCUAAAAGGAGGCGGGAACUCAUCCACAGAGCUAGAGGAGACAAGUCGAAGGAUCGAAGCACUUGAAAAGCGAAUGAAGAAACUGAGAGUAUCACUCAGGCGGAUCCGGAACACAAUGUCUGCGAUAACCCAGCACAGACUGCAGAGGGUCCUUUCUCUCAAGCUGUUUGUGAACCACCGCAUGCAGAACAGAAAAAUAUCAAUCACAGCAGCGAAUGCGUUAAGCAUAGCCGUUCUUGUAGUUAAAGGCGCACCUGUGAAAAAUUAUGUGCUACGCCCAGAGUACACCGAGGAAGUCCUGAAAGUAGGGGAAGAGCUUUUGACGAGCACGCAAAGUGCAACGGAAGACCUUUUACAGCUGCUUUAUUCACCGACAAAUGGCCUCAAAGCCAUACAGAAAAGGGUGGCAAAGUAUCGCUUGCUUCAAAAAGAUACAUCCACGUAUGCUUUGCAGAUGCGGAGUGCUUUGAUGGCUCCUUCGGAACGCCGAAUAAUCGGAAAACUUGAAGAGCAAAACUUGAAAUUGUGGAAAGCUCUAGAACAAGCACAUGGAAUUUUACAAAAGGGAACCACUGAGGGCGCAGCAAGAGCCUCACAGGGGAACCGAUCCACAAGGGAACCCUUUUCUUUAAUUCGUAAAAUCUUGCGAGCCCAAAGGAGUACUGGCCCGGACAAAUCACGUUGA
Molecule: messenger RNA, 1374 nt
Organism: Eimeria tenella
Lineage: Eukaryota; Apicomplexa; Conoidasida; Eucoccidiorida; Eimeriidae
Exons: 1
Coding region: 1-1374 (457 amino acids)
Source: RefSeq, a predicted model, not a curated record